Hyposmocoma kahamanoa is the source of this 512-nucleotide messenger RNA. RefSeq lists its product as uncharacterized. The transcript has 3 exons. The record is from RefSeq and is a predicted model, not a curated record. The coding region runs from base 40 to 468 and encodes 142 amino acids. NCBI's taxonomy places the organism in Eukaryota, Metazoa, Arthropoda, Insecta, Lepidoptera, Cosmopterigidae.
GGAGUGCUGAGGCUCAUGUGACUUUUAAAAGACGCGGAUAUGAGAAUAUUUGAGUUGAUCAUGGUAAUUCUACAAAUAUCGACAACGAUGGCAAGGAAAAAGCAUCAAACUCGACAUUCUUCUUCCGAAGAGAGCAUAGAAAAUCUGCUGUACUACAAAGACUGUAAACACAAACCGACAGCGACGACGAUUAAACCUGUUUUAUUGCAAUCUACGCGAACUGUACCCGAUUGUCCAUGUCCCAGAAUGUGUUGCUCUAUGUGCUGUGACUGUAGUAUGCCGCUUCCACAAAGCUCAUAUCCUGGUCGGCCAACGCAGCCGAUUCAGCAGCAGCGGUCGCAGCAGAUGGCUCCUCAGAUGCUGUCCUUAAGACACCCCAUGCCAGCGCAGCCGAAUAUCGGCAUGGGUCCUGAUAUGGGCAUGAUGAAUCCUAAAAGAAAAAAGGUAAGAAAGACCAGGUUAGCUUAACCGAAUCCAACAUAAAAUGACGAAAAUGUGUUGUUGUUUCUUCC